AUGCCUGAACUAACAUGGGGAAUCAAGACUGCUUUGAGCGACGUUGGCCUCCUCCUCAUAUUCCUCCAUACUCCCUCGCCAGUCGCCCAGCCGGAAUCAUCCCCUUCUCCGCCUAACGAAUACUUGAGACAGGAGGGCGUAGAAUUCUUCAAAGCCGCGGGCCCCGUGUCAUCCGCGAGUAAGAAAGGCACUUACUUGCCUUUACCUCAUCUUGGUCCUUUUUGCUCUUCCACUCGUGCGAGCGGAUUGGGCUCGAGUGACAUAGGGGGAAGACGGCACCGGCCACCACGGACGGCUCAGCAAACGCUUCGUCACAAAGGAAGCCAGCCCAUUUCCCUCAUCUGCAACAACAUUGGGCGUCCAGUGGUGUGCAUUCCCGAGACAUAUUCUACCACCCCUCCCCCAAAGGCCGUCGCUUUCCUCUUCUCGCGUCCCGGCUUCCCAUUCUUACAUCUCCUCCAGUCCGUUUCUUCGUUUCUGCUCCUCCUUCCCGCCCCUCCCUGUGCUUACUUCUCAGACGCCAUCUCCUCCUACCUGCCGCCCACUCCCUUCUGGAUGCAAGAUACCCGUUCGCUGUUGGGCUUCUCUCUGUUCGUCACCGCCGCCGCCGCCGCAGCAGCAUCAUAA
This is a messenger RNA of Colletotrichum destructivum, 627 nucleotides long. RefSeq lists its product as uncharacterized. NCBI's taxonomy places the organism in Eukaryota, Fungi, Ascomycota, Sordariomycetes, Glomerellales, Glomerellaceae. The transcript has 2 exons. The coding region runs from base 1 to 627 and encodes 208 amino acids. The record is from RefSeq and is a predicted model, not a curated record.